ACCCCGUUCCGUAACUUCCCGGAUCGCAGCGGGACAUGGUGCUGUCCGAGCUGGUCGCGCGCCUCAACUGCGCCGAGUACAAGAACUGGGUGAAGGCGGGCCACUGUCUGCUGCUGCUGCGCGGCUGCCUGCAGGGCUUCGUCGACCGCGAGGUGCUCGCCUUCCACCGCGGCCUGCUCGCCACCGUCCCCAGCCUGGGCCCUCGCGCCACCUGUCGCGGCGGCUCGCGGUGCAGCCCGGGUCCCCGCCAGUUUCAGCCUCAGUGUCAGGUGUGUGCAGAGUGGAAACGGGAGAUUUUGAAGCAUCACACCCACCGAAACGGAGACAUCCACUGGGGAAACUGCUGCCCAGGCCGCUGGCCCGUCGACGCCUGGGAGGUGGCCAAGGCCUUCAUGCCCCGAGGACUGACAGAUAAAAGAGGACCCGAGGAAUGUGAUGCUGUUGCCCUUUUAAGUCUCAUCAACUCCUGCGAUCACUUCCUGGUUGAUCGAAAGAAAGUCACCGAGGUGAUUAAGUGUCGUAAUGAGAUCAUGCACUCCUCAGAGAUGAAAGUGUCUUCUGGGUGGCUUCAAGAUUUUCAGAUGAAGAUCCAACAUUUUGUGAAUGAGUUCAGGAAUAUCCCAGAGAUUGUGGCAGUAUACUCCAGAAUACAACAGCUGUUGACAUCUGACUGGGCUGUUCAUCUCCCUGGGGAAGAUCAGCAAGAUGGGUGUGAAGGUGAAACAGGAAUUUACCUGAGCGAGAGCCAAGUAAAUGAAAUAGAAAUGAAAUUACUGAAGGAAAAACUUCAAGAGAUGUAUCUUCAAGCAGAAGAACAAGAGAUGUUGCCUGAAGAGAUCUCAGAUAAACUGAAAACGAUGAAGGCAUUUCUGAGAGACAAUGAGGAUCUUAGAAAGCGCCUCAUGGAAGAUAUGCGGAGGCUAGACAGCCUCCAUCUCCAGCAUCAAAAAGAGGAUUCAGAGGAACCUGGGGAACAAGACGCCUAAAGAGUAGGCCUCAGGUCACCCUUUGACAAAAACCAGGUAUGUUCUGUGAAAGGCAGCAUCAUUUCCAUCUCAGACACCCUCUUCUGCACAAAAGGAAAGAUUUACGAGAGUCCUGUACAUGAACAAAAAAAAGAAUUUCUGUUGUCUUUUCCUGGACUUUGGCUCCUUGGGAGUAUUUUUUAUAUAUAUUCAUAAGCUUGGAAUUGGGUAAUCUAUACCAAUAAAAAAUUUUAGAUACUCGUUUACCAAAACUUGCUACCAUCCAGGGAUUUUUUUUUUUUUCCCUAUGUAAAAGGUGAGAUUCUUUUCUGGUCCUAGUGCUGCUUGACAUAGUAAAGACCGUAGUGCUGAGGCAGCACAGUGGGGCAUGUGCUGAGGAGGUCCCACAGAGUGCUCUGUCCACGGGCAGACAAGUCCUGGAAGUCUCAUUCAUGAGUGAUGCCCAAGGAUGGGCCGUAGGCAAGGAAAAAAUUGCCUAGAAGGCCAUUUUCUAGCCAUUUCCAAUGAGUACAGCACUGUGGCAACUAAUUUCUAGCAGCCUGAGGCAGAAGGGCCAGGAGGCGGGUCAGUGGGGUGUUGACCAAAGCCCGGGAGGGCCCCAGCCAGCCUUGGAAAUAGGAAAGCCAGGGGGACACUCCUCAGUCGGUGGCUUGUUUAUGGUUCUCUUAUGAAAAGUAAAUUGCCAUGGCAAUCGCAGCUGUUUUUAUUCAGUUAUACUCCCAGUGCCAAGCACAAGGCCUGGCCCUGUGUGCUCAGUGAAUAUUUGUUGAAUGAAGGGUUGUCUGCCAACGUAAGAGUAUUCACAGACAUAAAUGUGAGUUAUGUAUAACUGUUAACGAAGCCUGGUCCUUUGCUGUGAAAUUUAAGAAUGAAAUGUCAACAUUCUUAUGGCAAUUUGGAGACAUCAUUUCUUUCAACUGAAAUCUCAUAAAUUCAUUCAUGCUUACUCUAGUCUUUCUCUCCAAAAAGUCAUCCACUUUUGACUUUGUCAUUUGUUUCCUGAACUGCACAAACACUAUCCUGUUACAUGCAGUGGUCUGGAGAACCACCGCACCCUCAUCCUUUCCAAGUCCAGCAGUUCGUAACCCAACCUUCAGGGCCAGAACUGCCAUGUUCCCUCUGCGUGCUCCUUUGUAUAUUCAGCUGCCCAUCAAGGAUGAAAUCUGCUGUAGAGAAUGGACAAAGGGCAGGGUAUGUUUGGUGUAUCUUUACAUUAAAAUGCAUUUAACAUAAUUCUGUAAAACCUGGAUGAAGGCAAAUGUGUUGAUAAAUUCCUUCUUUAAUCUUUGCAGUUACUAUUUGGUCUUUAGUCGUAUAUUGUCUUUCUCCCUUCAUUUCAUGACUUCAGUAGUAAAGUUAAGAAUUUUCAUUUUACCUUGUAACUCUCCCAGACUAAGAAACUUAAUGAAAUCUUUCUUGCUUUCUAGAUAUGAGAUACAAGACUUGGGAUCAAAUUAAAUCUCGAGUUACUAACCAAUUUAAGACCUAAUUUCUAACUUUAGGAACUUAGGGUUAUCAACACUUUCAUUGUACACCUCUUGCAUCUAGUUGUAAUAUUUAACUAUUCAGUAAACAUUGAUCAAGUGUCAACCAUGUGCCAGACACAGAAGUAGAUGCAAAUGUGAGUAUUUGUAAGACAUGGAUGAUGGUAUAUGAGCCAUCCUCUUCCUAGAUUUAUUUAGUAUCUGCUCUGAUAAAGUAUUUUUCAGAAAACUUUAAACUAGCACCACUGAAUUUAGUUACAUUGAAAUAAGCAACUCAGAAAGGAAGAAACGCCCAGAGAAGGCUUUUUAAAGCAAAUGGGGCAUGUACAGAGACAUAAACCUGUGGGCACAUGCAUGCUCACACGGGAGCAUCCCCAGCAGCCAUCGAUAGAGGGCAGUUCAGUAAAUCACAGCACCUCCCUACUGCAGAAUAUUAUGCAACUGUUAAAAAGAAUGAGGAUAAAAAAUAAAAUUAAGUAACAAAAAAAGGAGGCCCUGCUGCAGCACCAUUAACAUGGAACGAGCUCUUAAGACAUACUAGGUAGAAAAACAAAAUGCCUAACCGUGCAUAAAAUGCUGUGAUACCAUUUGUAUUUUUAAAUAACAGUGGUCUCCAACAUUACAAGAUUUUCCCAAGCCUUUUUGCUGUGUGACUUCUGGGCAAGGAAGUAGAAGGGGAGGAGGAUUAGCGAGUAGCAAUUUGGCUUUUCUAUUUUGUACACUCCCAUAUGACAUUUUUACUGCAAACGUGAACUUGUGUAUGUUGACUUUUUUUUUAAUUAAAAGUUUAAAUUUCAAAAGAAA
Messenger RNA from Choloepus didactylus (southern two-toed sloth), 3274 nucleotides. RefSeq names its product chromosome X CXorf38 homolog (gene CXHXorf38). The transcript is spliced from 7 exons. Lineage: Eukaryota; Metazoa; Chordata; Mammalia; Pilosa; Megalonychidae. The record is from RefSeq and is a predicted model, not a curated record. Bases 36 to 986 code for a protein of 316 amino acids.